AUGUUUCCAGACUACAUGUACAGGCAGUUGGCACAUGCUACACUGCACGACUCACCAAACAUACAGACAGGACUAUCGAAGGACUUCCCCAUCACAGUCGGCGUCCAUCAAGGUUCUGCAUUAUCACCACUUCUGUUCAUUCUCGUAGUGGGCACCAUGACAGCUGACCCGCGGCUGCCAUUACCACGGACCCUACUUUGUGCUGACGACGUGCUGCUGGCAGCAGAAAACGGGCUUGAUCUGCAGAGCCUAACUCAAGAGUGGAGUGACCAGUUGGCGCAGCAUGGUUUACGCCUUAAUUUGAAGAACACGGAGUACAUGACAUCAGACACACACAAAAUGGGAACCAUCACGAUUAAUGGUGAAGAUCUGACUCGUGUGAGGAAGUUUAAGUAA
Molecule: messenger RNA, 396 nt
Organism: Schistocerca cancellata (South American locust)
Lineage: Eukaryota; Metazoa; Arthropoda; Insecta; Orthoptera; Acrididae
Exons: 2
Coding region: 1-396 (131 amino acids)
Source: RefSeq, a predicted model, not a curated record